AUGUCAGGUGAUAGUAAAUACAAGUAUCGAAUAGAGAUACAGCAGAUGAUGUUUGUAUCAGGGGAAUCGAAUGAUCCUCCCAUAGAAACGACGUCGUUGAUUGAAGACAUUGUUCGAGGUCAAGUCAUUGAGAUAUUAGUGCAAACCACAAAGACAGCCAAUAGCAGAGGGUCGAAGAGCAUAGCACCAGAGGAUGUCAUAUUCCUCAUUCGCCAUGACAAAGCCAAAGUCAAUCGAUUACGUACCUAUUUGUCUUGGAAGGAUGUUCGAAAGAAUGCCAAAGAUCAAGAAGGUGGAGGUACUGAGUCCUUAUUGGAAGGUGGUGCCGAUGGAGUUACUGGUGGUCCUGGCGACGGAAAACUGCAACAAAGCUCAAAUGAUUCGAAGAUGUUAUCGAGGUACAAAAAGUCCAAAAUCAGACUUCCUUGGGAGUUGCAAUUCAUGUUUAGCGAGCAACAUUUGGAAACAAAUGAUGAUAAUGAACAAGUGGACGAAGAAGAAAAGGCAGCCACAAUAGCCUCAUUAAAGAGAUUGAAGAUGGCGGAUGAUAGGACCAAAAAUAUGACUAGGGAGGAGUAUGUUCAUUGGUCAGAAUGUAGACAGGCCUCCUUCACAUUUCGAAAAGCGAAACGGUUUAGGGAAUGGGCAAACAUGGCACAAUUAUGUGACUCGAGACCAAAUGACGAUGUGAUUGAUAUCUUGGGAUUCUUGACAUUUGAAAUCGUGUGUUCGCUUACAGAAGAGGCUAUGAAUAUAAAGAAUUCGGAGGAUAAGCUAAAUCAAAUUCAAAAGGAGAAAAACAUGGAGCGGGAAAAACAACCGAAAAAGAGAAAGUACUUAUUUGACAGACCGGAUGAAUUGGCCAGUCCUAUAAUGCCAUAUCAUAUAGAAGAGGCAUGGAGAAGAUUACAAAAGACUGACUUUAAACAUAAAGCAGGGAGAUCAUUUGGAGGCGGAAUGGUUAAAACGCGAACUAGACUUAUUUGA
Lodderomyces orthopsilosis Co 90-125 is the source of this 987-nucleotide messenger RNA. It is a transcript of the gene SPT3, whose product is annotated as transcriptional regulator. The record is from RefSeq and is a predicted model, not a curated record. Gene Ontology annotation, molecular function: protein heterodimerization activity; transcription coregulator activity. The transcript has a single exon. NCBI's taxonomy places the organism in Eukaryota, Fungi, Ascomycota, Pichiomycetes, Serinales, Debaryomycetaceae. Gene Ontology annotation, cellular component: SAGA complex. The coding region runs from base 1 to 987 and encodes 328 amino acids. Gene Ontology annotation, biological process: transcription by RNA polymerase II.